Molecule: messenger RNA, 2127 nt
Organism: Raphanus sativus (radish)
Lineage: Eukaryota; Viridiplantae; Streptophyta; Magnoliopsida; Brassicales; Brassicaceae
Product: putative pentatricopeptide repeat-containing protein At3g13770, mitochondrial
Exons: 1
Coding region: 185-2062 (625 amino acids)
Biological process (GO): RNA modification
Molecular function (GO): protein binding; RNA binding; zinc ion binding
Source: RefSeq, a predicted model, not a curated record
GAUUUUCAGAAACCUAGUUUUACGUCUUUUAUAACAGCAGAGUUUGUCAACUUGACAGUUAUGAUUAUCCGAGUUUCACGUUAAUGAUUUGCUAAAAUUAGAAGAAACAAAAAAAAAAACCUUACCUAUUUAUGUUUCGAAAUUAAAAACAGAGAAGAGACAUACCUUCUCUGUUUUCAGUCUAAUGUUUAACUUAAUGAAACUACUUCAUCGAUCCUUCUCCUCGUUCCCCAACUCUCCUCUCCAAACCUUCUUACCAACAAUCCCUCAACUAUGUUCCAACGGUCAUCUCCAAGAAGCUUUGCUGGAGAUGUCCGCCUUAGGCCCCGAGAUUGGGUUCCAUGACUACGAUGCAUUGCUGAAUACAUCUGUGAACAAAAGGGCUCUUAGAGAAGGCCAGAGAGUCCAUGCCCACAUGAUCAAAACCCUUUAUUUCCCCUCUACAUACCUCCGAACUCGUCUGCUCAUCUUCUACGGAAAGUGCGAUCGUUUGCAAGACGCCCACAAAGUGCUCGACGAAAUGCCUGAGAAGAACGUCGUUUCCUGGACCGCUAUGAUCUCGCGUUAUUCUCAGACCGGGCGUUCUUCAGAGGCUCUCACUGUGUUUGCUGAGAUGAUGAGAGCCGAUGGGAAACCUAAUCACUUCACUUUCGCCUCUGUUCUCACCUCAUGCUCUGGAUCAUCCGUGGGUAAGCAGGUCCAUGGACUGAUAAUAAAGUGGAGUUACGAUUCUCACGUUUUCGUGGGGAGCUCUCUUCUUGACAUGUAUGCUAAAGCUGGUUGUAUUAAAGAAGCUCGCGAGGUUUUUGAGUGUUUAACCGAGAGAGAUGUUGUCUCAUGUACUGCUAUCAUCGCCGGGUAUGCGCAGUUGGGUCUUGACGAAGAGGCUUUGCAAGUGUUCCAGAAGCUGCUGAGCGAAGGGAUGAGUCCGAACUACGUCACUUACGCUAGCGUUCUAACAGCUUUAUCUGGACUUGCUUUGUUAGACCACGGCAAGCAAGUUCAUUGCCAUGUUUUGAGACGCGAGCUUCCUUUCUACGCUGUUCUGGAUAACUCUCUGAUCGAUAUGUACUCGAAGUGUGGGAGCCUCUCUUACGCUCGGAGGGUUUUCGAUGGCAUGCCUGAGAGGACAUCCGUUUCGUGGAACGCGAUGCUUGUGGGGUAUAGUAAACACGGUUUGGGGAAAGAGGUUCUUGAGCUGUUUAGGCUGAUGAGGGAUGAGAAGAGAGUAAAGCCUGAUGGAGUUACUCUUUUAGCUGUCUUGUCUGGAUGCAGCCAUGGGAAAAUGGAAGACACGGGGCUGAGUAUAUUUGACGGCAUGAGAGCGGGAGAUUACGGGAUCAAGCCUGACACUGAGCAUUAUGGUUGCAUCGUUGAUAUGCUUGGCCGUGCCGGUAGGAUCGAGGAGGCGUUUGAGUUCGUCAAAAGAAUGCCGUCGGAACCAACUGCUGGUGUCUUGGGCUCUCUUUUAGGAGCUUGCAGGGUUCAUUUAUCUGUAGACAUUGGAGAAUACGUAGGUCGUAGGCUCAUUGAGAUUGAGCCAGAGAACGCGGGUAACUACGUGAUUCUCUCUAACUUGUAUGCCUCUGCAGGAAGAUGGGAAGAUGUAAACAGUUUAAGAGAAAUGAUGUUGCGGAAUGCUGUAACAAAAGAGCCAGGAAGAAGCUGGAUUCAACACGAGCAAACCUUGCAUUACUUCCACGCGAAUGAUCGUACUCAUCCGAGAAGGGAAGAGGUGUUAGCUAAACUGAAAGAGAUACUGAUAAAAAUGAAGCAAGCUGGCUACGUUCCUGAUCAUAGCUGUGUGUUGUAUGACGUGGAUGAAGAGCAGAAGGAGAGGAUGUUACUUGGCCAUAGUGAGAAACUAGCUCUAACUUUUGGUUUGAUUGCUACUGGCGAUGGGAUUCCGAUUAAAGUUUUCAAGAACUUACGUAUAUGCGUUGAUUGUCAUAACUUUGCCAAGAUCUUCUCGAAGGUUUUUGAAAGAGAAGUGUGCUUGAGAGAUAAAAACAGGUUCCAUCAGAUUGUCGGAGGAAUAUGUUCAUGUGGAGAUUACUGGUGAAAAAGGCAUGUAAUAUUGGAUUCAGACAACAUCUAUAGGAAUAAAAAGUUGAUUUGAUUCUUUUA